AUGGCGAGCAUCCUCCCCACUACCACGUCGUCUGUGGCGGUGGGCGCGAGCGGAGGAGACGACGGCGAGACGUUCGCCAGCAAGGUCCUCUUCUGCAACGCAUGCCUCGUGUUCCACAAGCUCUCGCAGACGCGCAAGACCAAAGCGAAGCGGCAGCAGCUGCAGGCGCUCUUCGAACGGUGGGGCGACACGCGGUACUUUGACAUUCUGCGAUUGAUGCUGCCGCAGAUGGACAAAGAGCGGGCGACGUACGGUAUGAAGGAGGCGAACCUCGGCAAGCUCUAUGUCGAGCUGCUCGGCGUCGACGCCUCGUCGGCGGCGGCGCAGUCGCUCAUCCACUGGCGGAUCCCAACCGGGCUUGGUGCUGGCGCGGACGCAGGCGACUUUGCCGAGGUUGCCGAGCGAGUCCUUCGCUCACGGUGCCAUGACAAACCUACGCUCUCGAUCAAGCAGGUCAACGAUGCCCUCGACGCCCUCGCCCGCGCCGUCGAGCGCUCGGCGCGCCUGGAGAUUCUGCGCAGCCUACAACGGCAAACGACAGCAGUCGAGCAAAAGUGGAUCAUCCGCAUCAUUCUCAAAGACAUGAAGAUGCAUGUCUCCGAGACUACCGUCCUCAAGUACUUUCACCCCGACGCGCUCGAGGCUUACAACGUUUGCUCGUCGCUCAAGCAAGUCGCGCUCGAGUUUGCCGACCGCAACGUCCGCCCCGUGGCAAGCAGCGCAGCGGCAAUCACGCUCUUCAAACCGAUCAAGCCCAUGCUUGCUGUCCGGUGCAACACCGUUGAAAAGGCGCUCGAGGAGAUGGGCUCGGCGCCCUGGGUGAUCGAGACCAAGUACGACGGCGAGCGGCUGCAGGUUCACUACUCAAAAGACCGCAUUGCGCUCUUCUCGCGGUCGGGCAAAGACUACACCCGCGAGUACUUGGCAUCGGUUCAGCCGCUGCUCGAGAAAGCCAUCCCGUCGUCGGUUCACACGCUCAUUCUCGACGGCGAGCUCGUGGUGUGGAACGAGACCAAGCAAAACUACUCGGUAUUUGGCAAUCUCAAGACCAUCGCCCGUCGAGACCUCGAGAAGAAAAUCGAGAAUGAUCGUGCAAACGGGUGCGUCGACCCGGAGCAGCUCGCUGCGCUCGAUGCCAUGAGGUCGUCGCGCCACUCGCGCGGGCCGAGCGGCAAUCUGCAGGCCGACCCGGGCGACAAGCAGUCUGUCUUUUACGUCGUCUUUGACCUGUUGCUGUUCAACGGAGUCUCGACCGUCAACCUGCCGCUCUCGCAGCGCAUCGAGAUUCUCGAGCGCGACGUCGGGCUCGUCGCGGAUCCCAAGCGCAUUGAGAUCGCGCCGCAAACCAUUGGCAAGUCCGGCGAUGAUAUCUACGAUGCGCUCGAGGAGGCUAUGGCCAACCAGGAAGAAGGCAUCAUGGUCAAGUCUCUCAACUCGGUGUGGAAGGCUGGCGACCGUUCGCACGGCUGGCUCAAGAUCAAGCCCGAGUACGGCGACCGGACUGCCGAUGACCUCGACGUCCUCAUUGUCGGCGGCUACUACGGCACAGGCCACCGCUCGGGCCUCAUCGCCAAGUUCAUGCUCGGAGUCAUUGUCCCGCCUGCGGUGCCCGGGGGCAAGCCCUCGGUCUUUUACUCGUUCACCAAGGUCGGGACAGGGUACUCGGUCGACACGCUGCGCAAUCUCGACGCCGCACUCGGUGAUCGCUGGAUUCCGUACUCGACCGACUCGCCGCCGCCGCACCUCAUUCUCGCCGACGGCUUCAAGGAAAAGCCCGACGUGUGGAUCCCGCCCGAAAAGUCGCUCAUCAUGGUUGUCGUCACGCCGCAAAUCAUCAAGACCGAAAAGUUCAAGGCCGGCUACACCAUCCGCUUUCCACGCUGUCGAGCCUUUCGCCACGACAAGCCCUGGAGCUCGGGCCUCUCACUCCCAGAACUGCAGCAGCAGUUCCAUGUCAACGCCGGCACCCGGAUCGGCGCCCGGCUCGCGCGCGGCCGCAAGCUCGACCCGCCAUUCGCCGCGGAAGCGCAAGAAAAAGAAGACAAUCUUGAGCAAAGGAAGCGGUCGUGGUCGCACGCGCACCGUCCUCGCUGCCUAUGCUGGUAUCAAUGUGGCGGGGUGACCAAGGUCGGCUCGCUCUUCAACGGACUUGCGCUGUGUGUCAUCGGCGGCGAUCGCAACGCAGGUGUGACCAAGGCCGAGCUCGAGAAGGCUCUCGUCGAGCACGGAGCAAGCAUCUCGCAGAACCCGGCCGUUGACGGCUCUAUGUUUGCUGUAGUCGCCCGCGGUCUUGUUCUCAAGGUUCGCAACAUCAUCACCGCACAUCCGACCUCGCUCGAUGUCAUCCACUACUCCUGGAUCACCGACUGCGUAGCGGCCGGCAAGCGGCUCCCGCUCGAGCCGCGUUACAUGAUCCACACCACGCCGACAACGGCCGAACACUUUGCCAAACGCUCCGACAUUUACGGCGACUCGUACGCCGACGACGCUACCACCGACUCGCUUCGUCUUGCCUUUGCGCAAAUCACCAAGCAGUGCGGGCGGCUUGUCGAGCCGAGUGAGGCUCGCAUCGCGCCGGCCGCGCUGCGCAGCCUUGAGGACCGCUACGGCCUCCACACACGUUGGUCGACCUUCCGCGCCGCCGUCGUCUACCUUGACAUCAACGCGUCGCCAAUUGACCCGGCAUCUCGGCUAGCCGUCACUCCGCUCGACCUCCUCGACGUCGUCAUCCGCCACCACGGCGGUACCGUUGCACCCGCGCUUGACAACACGGUCACCCACGUUGUUGUCUCCCGCCAGGCACCCGACCGCAUCCCGGCCAUCCGCAACCAGCUCCGUCAGCUCCGGCCCAUGUACCUCGUCGACGAUGACUGGAUCACCGCCUGCGUUGAGGCCGGUACCCACCUCGACGAAACACCGUACAAAGUUGUCGGGCUUGGCUCCCGAUGA
This is a messenger RNA of Thecamonas trahens ATCC 50062, 2949 nucleotides long. RefSeq names its product DNA ligase. Gene Ontology annotation, molecular function: ATP binding; DNA ligase (ATP) activity; DNA binding. Gene Ontology annotation, biological process: DNA recombination; double-strand break repair via nonhomologous end joining; nucleotide-excision repair, DNA gap filling. Bases 1 to 2949 code for a protein of 982 amino acids. Gene Ontology annotation, cellular component: DNA ligase IV complex. The transcript is spliced from 2 exons. The record is from RefSeq and is a predicted model, not a curated record. Lineage: Eukaryota; Apusomonadida; Apusomonadidae.